Molecule: messenger RNA, 3321 nt
Organism: Apodemus sylvaticus (European woodmouse)
Lineage: Eukaryota; Metazoa; Chordata; Mammalia; Rodentia; Muridae
Gene: Glt8d2
Product: glycosyltransferase 8 domain containing 2
Exons: 10
Coding region: 288-1337 (349 amino acids)
Cellular component (GO): Golgi apparatus
Molecular function (GO): glycosyltransferase activity
Source: RefSeq, a predicted model, not a curated record
UCUGCCUGCACAAGGCUUGGGUUCCCAGCUGCCUAAGGAGUGGAAGAAACCCGAGCCGUUCAGGCAACGCAAGCGGAGGUGGGUGUGGACGGCUGAGGCACACACUCGGAAACUGGCCGUGGGGCUCGGAAGCCCUUUGGGAUUUCCAAGGGGAUCUGGGAAGCAACGGGAAGCUUAGCCGUCCCGCCAGGCCAGCCGCGGCUGGACCGCUCAGCUCUUGUUCUGGACCAAGCUGCCCAAAGCCUGCCCUCACAUCCAUCAGGUCCUUGUUAUCCAGGUGGAUACACAUGGCUCUUCUACGCAAAAUUAACCAAGUGUUGCUGUUUCUUCUGGUCCUGACGCUCUGUGGGAUUCUGUACAAGAAAGUCCGUAAGGGAGCUGUGCUUACGAACAAAGCAGAUGACGAUUCUGAGUCCCCCGAGGAUGUGGAAGAGGAGAUUCCAGUGGUGAUCUGUGCAGCUGCAGGGAGGAUGGGCGCGGCCAUGGCGGCCAUCAAUAGCAUCUACAGCAACACGGAUGCCAACAUUGUGUUCUAUGUGGUGGGACUGCGGAACACUCUGCCUCGAAUACGAAAAUGGAUCGAACAUUCCAAACUGAGAGAAAUAAAUUUCAAGAUUGUGGAGUUCAACCCUGUAGUCCUCAAGGGGAAGAUUAGACCAGACUCAUCGAGGCCUGAGCUGCUCCAGCCUCUGAACUUUGUCCGGUUUUAUCUCCCUCUGCUUGUCCACCAGCAUGAGAAAGUCAUCUAUCUGGAUGAUGAUGUCAUUGUACAAGGUGAUAUCCAGGAACUGUAUGACACCACCUUGGCUCUGGGCCACGCAGCAGCCUUUUCAGAUGACUGUGAUUUGCCCUCUGCUCAAGACAUCCACCGACUUGUGGGGCUACAGAACACAUACAUGGGCUAUCUGGACUACCGGAAGAAGACCAUAAAGGACCUUGGCAUCAGCCCCAGCACCUGCUCAUUCAAUCCUGGUGUGAUUGUCGCCAACAUGACCGAAUGGAAACACCAGCGCAUCACCAAACAGCUGGAAAAAUGGAUGCAAAAAAAUGUGGAAGAAAACCUGUACAGCAGCUCCCUGGGAGGAGGGGUGGCUACCUCUCCGAUGCUGAUCGUGUUUCACGGGAAGCACUCCACCAUCAACCCACUGUGGCACAUCAGGCACCUUGGCUGGAACCCUGACGCAAGAUAUUCCGAGCACUUUCUGCGGGACGCUAAACUACUCCACUGGAAUGGGAGACAUAAACCCUGGGACUUCCCAAGUGUUCACAAUGACUUAUGGGAAAGCUGGUUUGUUCCGGACCCGGCAGGGAUCUUUAAACUGCAUCACAACAGAUGAAACACUCCAACAGUUAAAAUACACCCUGGCUAAAAAUGGAACCUUUGUAUCCUCACUACGAGCACCACUUCUGAUCUACAAUGCAAGAGACGAAAACUACAGUGUACAAGUUGAACCGUGGCCCACACAGACAGAUUUGACUUCUUGAAGUUCAAAUGAUCAUUGUGAGUAUCCCCUACUCAUUCCUUUCUUUUGGUGUUUUGAGACAGGGUCUCACUAUAUACCAAGUCUCGACCUGAAUGACAACUCUAUCUGAAAAUUUUCAAAAUCUCUAAUUUCUUAGUUAGCUAUUUUUGGAGCAGUUCUUCUGUUUUACUUUUAAGAUGGGCUCUCCCUGGCUGGAGAGUGUUUAAGAGAGUGACUGCUCUUCCAGAGGACCCAGGCUUGAGUCCCAGCACCCACAUGGCAGUUCAGAUAUCUGUAAAUACAGUUCCAGAGGAUCCUACACUCUCUUCUGGCCUUCACAGGCACUGGGCACACAUGUGAUGUACAGAUAUAUUGCAGGCAAAAUAUCCACUCAUGUUUUUAAAAUAAUAUAAACAAGUUAGCCAGGUGGUGGCGACACAUGCCUUUAAUCCCAGCACUCUGGAGGCAGACAGAUCUCUGUGAGUUCACGGACAGCCUGGUCUACACAUUGAGUUCCAGGACAGCCAGGGCUACACACAGAGAAAGAAACAAAAAGAUAGGGUCUCUCUCUAUAUCCCUGGAUAACGUGGAACUCACUAUAUCAAUUUCAAACUCAUAGAGAUCUGUAUGCCUCUGCCUCCUGAGCACUAGAACUGAAGGCCUGGGCCACCACACCCUGCUGCGCCACCAAGCCUGGCUGCAGGUUUUUUUCUUUUUGAAAACAGGUUUCCAGUUUUGUCUUUUAUAAAAUUAUAAAUUAAAAAAUGUAGUAUCUGUAAAAAAUAAACCAUUCAAGCCUCUGUGAUUUUCAUCAUGUAUACAUGCUAAAUGUAAUAGAGGAAAUCUUCCUCAAGUUUGCAAUGGGGAAGAAUACCACUAAAUCCUGCUAGAGAAAAGCCUGUGUAUUAAGUAUAGCCAUUCCUAGUGUUUAUUGUAAAAACGCUCAGACUCCGCAUGUUUAAAAUCUCAGUAUUAUUUAAUGAAAACAAGGCACCCUGUCAUGUCCAGGGUGCACCAGCACUCACUACUCACUUACCAGGUUCAAGGAAAAGCACCAGGACGUACUCAGAGGGUCCUCACGGCCGCUCUCCAGUCAUAAUUUAAAGGUAUUUCUCCAGGGUAGAGCUACAAUAGUUACAUACCAAGGCGAUACUACGUGCUUUACAUAGUCCCAUGAAAAAAAUAAUUCAAUUGAUCCUAAUCCCUGAUGCAAGGCACUCAAAGCACCCGCAGAAAUGCUCAUGUAAACAGCAGUGCAGUGUGCCCUCCAAAUCACAGGAGGUGUGCACUGCCUGACCCAGACCCAAGGAAAAUAAAGCCCACCACUGCCACAGUAAAGGCAUGUUAAAAUUCCUACCAAGAAACUGCUUCUCUCACUAUUCAUAGACUAGGCUACAUAACCUCUAUGAAAUACAAAACCCUCAUGGACAUCUCAUACUGCAAAACCAGCAUGCUCCAGGGGUAUGCAUCCAGUUAGAGGACCCGGGAGUGGUCAGGAGUGAACGCGCUAGGCUCUCUGAAUACCCACGUUCCAUACCCAGCAGCCCCAGAGGGCUGUCUGUAGCACCAUGGGAAAUACAUAAGCAGCCACAAAGGUACAAAUCCCAAUCAUCUUCUUCAUGAGGUUCACUUAGUCCACAGUAAUCGAUAGCAGUGACAAGUUUUAAAUCAUUGACAGAUGAUUAGCUUUACCUAGCAAGAGAAGUUCUGAAUUAGUACAUCCCAUGUACACAGCACCAGUUUAAAGAGGAUUAUCAAACACUGGCAGCAUCCCACUGCUCACUGGAAAGCUCAUUUUUUAGCACUUUCCACAUCAGAGACAAAAGGAGAACAGUGAUGAACACUGACGGGGAAUUCA